Molecule: messenger RNA, 471 nt
Organism: Arabis nemorensis
Lineage: Eukaryota; Viridiplantae; Streptophyta; Magnoliopsida; Brassicales; Brassicaceae
Source: the annotation of a GenBank genome assembly
AUGUUACCAGUUCGACGAUCAAACAGUUCACGAAGUCUUCAAUACAAGUCGCCGCCACCACCAACAUGGUGGAUGUCGCAUACACCACCACCAACAUGGUGGAUGCCGCACACACCACCACCACCGUUGGAGAUGUUGCGUACGCCACCACCGACGCAGAAGAUGCAUGUGCCACCACCGCCGCAGAGGACACGUGCGCCACCGCCGCAGCAGACGCGUGCACCACCGACACAACCGCCGAUGCGGAAGAAGGGUGCACCACCGCCGCCGCGGAAGAUGCAUGCACCGCCACCACCGGAGAAGACGCGUGCGCCGCCACCGUGGAUGCAACGUGCGCCAUCACCACAAAUACCACGUGCACCACCACCAUCGCACAUAACACGUGCGACACCGCAGAUUUUGCAUGCACCACCACCACUUCCACAAAUGUUUUAUAUGCCACCACCACCACCUGUACUUAUCCGGAGCUAG